AUGGGUGAUCAUGCAUUUGAAGGCCUUGGCAUUAAUGGUGCCCAAUUGGAUGGCAAGAUUGUGCAGACUUUUCAAAAGAGUUUUGUUCAGGUUCAGAGCAUAUUGGACCAAAACAGGCUGCUUAUAAAUGAGAUCAACCAGAAUCAUGAGUCCAGAGUUCCAGACAAUUUGAGCAGAAAUGUGGGGCUGAUUAGGGAGCUCAACAACAAUAUCAAGAGGGUUGUUCAUCUUUAUGGUGACCUGUCAACAAUCUUCAUACAAUCCAUGGAUGCUUCCUCGGAGGGCGACUCUUCUGGCGCUUCGAAAUCCCGAGGAAAAGCUUCCCAAAAAAGGCAUUGGCCCGGUUAG
Messenger RNA from Striga hermonthica, 348 nucleotides. The record is from the annotation of a GenBank genome assembly. Lineage: Eukaryota; Viridiplantae; Streptophyta; Magnoliopsida; Lamiales; Orobanchaceae.